CCCGGACGCGCGCCCGGGCGGCGGGGGCUCGGCGGCCACCGCUGCCUCGGGGGAGCGAGGGCGGGAGGGCGUGUGCGCGCCGUGAGCAGGGGCUGCCGGCGGGGCUGCAGCGGAGCCACGGUGGAAGAAUGACUCUGGAGUCCAUCAUGGCGUGCUGCCUGAGCGAAGAGGCCAAGGAAGCCCGGCGGAUCAACGACGAGAUCGAGCGGCAGCUCCGCAGGGACAAGCGGGACGCCCGCCGGGAGCUCAAGCUGCUGCUGCUCGGGACAGGAGAGAGUGGCAAGAGUACGUUUAUCAAGCAGAUGAGAAUCAUCCACGGGUCGGGAUACUCUGAUGAAGACAAAAGGGGCUUCACCAAGCUGGUGUAUCAGAACAUCUUCACGGCCAUGCAGGCCAUGAUCAGAGCCAUGGACACACUCAAGAUCCCAUACAAGUAUGAGCACAAUAAGACCAUCCUUUACCCAGGGCAAUGCUGUGUCAUCUUGGUCACAAAUCAGGCUCAUGCACAAUUAGUUCGAGAAGUUGAUGUGGAGAAGGUGUCUGCUUUUGAGAAUCCAUACGUAGAUGCAAUAAAGAGCUUAUGGAAUGAUCCUGGAAUCCAGGAAUGCUAUGAUAGACGACGAGAAUAUCAGUUAUCUGACUCUACCAAAUACUAUCUUAAUGACUUGGACCGCGUAGCCGACCCUGCCUACCUGCCUACGCAACAAGAUGUGCUUAGAGUUCGAGUCCCCACCACAGGGAUCAUCGAAUACCCCUUUGACUUACAAAGUGUCAUUUUCAGAAUGGUCGAUGUAGGGGGCCAAAGGUCAGAGAGAAGAAAAUGGAUACACUGCUUUGAAAAUGUCACCUCUAUCAUGUUUCUAGUAGCGCUUAGUGAAUAUGAUCAAGUUCUCGUGGAGUCAGACAAUGAGAACCGAAUGGAAGAAAGCAAAGCACUCUUUAGAACAAUUAUCACAUAUCCCUGGUUCCAGAACUCCUCAGUUAUUCUGUUCUUAAACAAGAAAGACCUUCUAGAGGAGAAAAUUAUGUAUUCCCAUCUAGUUGACUACUUCCCAGAAUAUGAUGGACCCCAGAGAGAUGCCCAAGCAGCUCGAGAAUUUAUCCUAAAGAUGUUCGUGGACCUGAACCCAGACAGUGACAAAAUUAUCUACUCCCACUUCACAUGCGCCACAGACACCGAGAACAUCCGCUUUGUCUUUGCUGCCGUCAAGGACACCAUCCUGCAGUUGAACCUGAAGGAGUACAAUCUGGUCUAAUUGUGCCUCCUCCACACCCGCCCUGCCCUUCCCUGGUGGGCUGUCGAAGAUACACAAGAGGGACUGUAUUUCUGUGGAAAACAAUUUGCAUAAUACUAAUUUAUUGCCGUCCUGGACUCUGUGAGCGUGUCCACAGAGUUCGUAGUAAAUAUUAUGAUUUUAUUUAAACUAUUCAGAGGAUGCUGAAGUACAGUCCCAGCACAUUUCCUCUCUUUUUUUUUUUUUUUAGGCAAAACCUUGUCACUCAAUAUAUUUUAAAUUCUCAGUAAUACAUUCACAAAGAUGAGUUGUUUCUCCUUUUCUCUCUCUCUCUCUCUCUCUCUCUCUCUUUCUUUUCCGUUGAGCAAAACAAAGCUGAUUGCCCUUUUUCCUAAUCCAUACCUCCCUCCUGAUUUUUCCCAGGUUACGACGGUCUUUAUCCUAGUUCCAUUCUUGGUCAGGUUUUUCUCUUGAAUGAUACAGUCAGGACAACGUCAUUCGAUUUAAGCCAUCAUGCAUCAGCUUAAUUUAACAGUUUGUAGUUUUUGCUGAAGGAUUAUAUGUAUUAAUACUGUGGUUUAAAAUGUAUUGCUCUGGAUACACACAUAGAGUUUCUUCUUUAAUAUAUAUAUCGUCUUGUCUCACUUUGGGCUGGGACAGUGGAUGCCCAUUUAAUGGUUAAAUGUCAUUUCUUUUGGAUUUUUGCCUUCAGCCACACCUUGAUUGCUCAGAGAAAUACACAGAAGUUAGUAAAUCAAGGGCAAAGAGACACAUAAGGAGUCCUUUCUUAUGAAAUGCAUGUGCCGUUGUCCUUCCUCCCUUCUUCCUUUUUCUUUUAUUGUUUUCCCCACUCUCUCUUUAAAUUGCAGAUGCCAAAAAAAAAAACAACAACAACAAAAAAAAAACAUGCCAACAGACACUACAUUACUGCAAUGGCUGCUACCCAGAACCUGGUCUUAGGUUGUUCUUAGUUUUGUUUUGGGUUUUUUUGGUUCAAAUUUUUUCUCCCUCUUUUUUCCCCUUAGUGUUUGGGCAACAAUUUAAAAAUUACUUUUAUUAUGGGAAUGUGUUGCCAAAGCUGGCUUUUUGUAAAACAAAAUUAAGAAGAAAAACUUAAAAAAUAGAAGCCACUAUCUUCAAAUGUAAGAGAGUUAAGACUGUAAAGCCUAAAAUGACAGGCUGAGAAUGAACCUGAAAUACCAGUUGCCAAACAAUUGGUAACUGUAAAUUUGAUUCUCACGGUCUAUUACUUUCUUUGCCCGUAAGAUCACAUUGUUUAAUUGAAGUCCAUGUCCCACGUUGAGUGUCCAAAUCAGCAGUGUAGAAAAGCAUCCUGUGUGGUUUAACAUGAAAUCUGCUUGUGUCUCUUUUUUUGAAGCUAGUUCUUCUUCUUUAAGUUCAAAGUAAGUCUGCCAAGAAAGUUGGUUGAUAGUAUUAUUCUGACACCCAUAAUGUGCAAAAUCUGAAGUUACGACUAGUUUACCAUCUUCAGGAUCUUCUUGAACUGGUGACUGGUUAGGUUGAACUUAAGGAAGAUUUGUGGACUUAACUCCAAAGUAACCUCUCAGUGUACUAUAGAACAUGUAUUUAUGUAACUGAACCUACUAGGAGAGACGUUUGGGAUUCUAUAUGUGCAAUUUUUCAACAAAUGCAAAAAAUAAAUAAAUAAAUAAAUGUAUUGAUGAGCUGUCAAGCAGCUUGAGUUGAAAUGUGAUUUAAAGAAAUAAAUCAUAUUGCUUUAAAGCUGCUGGGAAGUCUGAAUUAGGCCAUGAUGCUGGUCUCAUUUUAACUACAGUACUAAUUGGCAUUAGUCUAAACUUCCAUAUAAAUUACUCUUUUGAAACAACCAGGGAGAGAGAGAAAAUUAACACCUUAUUUGAGUACCAAAAUUACCAAAUAGUAAUGUUCUCAUUCUUUACUCUCCCAACCUCAAACAACACAGGUUACUUUUUUUCCCCCUUGCUCAAAAAGCACCUGUAAUUUAAUUAGCAGACUGCCUAUAGGUAUAGUGCAAUUACAGAUGCUCUAAUCAUUGUACAUACAUCUCUCUUGAUAUUGCAGCGUCUCGUACUGGCUUUGUAAAAUCAUUAAUUUUUUGGCAGAUUGAAUGUGCUGUAUUGAUAUGUAUCUAUGUAAUUGUAUUGUAUGUCUUAUAGCUAAUUCACAUUUUGAAUAAUGUUAUUUUAUUUACUUUUUUAAGAGAGGAGAAUGUAAAUUUGUCAGUUUAUUUCUGACUAGGGAUUUUUUUUUCCAUUUAGAAAAGAAGAAAAAAAAAACCUUACUGUCGUACAGAGCGGUACUAGCAUCGUGCUGUAUAAAAUCAUUUGCACAUUCCUAAGUAGAGGUAUACUGAUUAUAAGACCCAAAGGUAAUUUCAUAGCAAAAUACAUAAAAUCAGUCGGAGCUUUUAUACAAACAUGGAAACCAACUUUGUAGAACUUUUGCCAUUUGAUCUAGGAUUGGAAUAUGAGCUUUUAUACAAUUCAUAUUCUUAUUUGGCAAAUGCACAGUUUAGUAUUACCUCUCUGAUGGCCUUUAUUAGAAAGGCAGUUUUAGAAGCUAUUGUGAUCCAUUAAGGAAAUGUUUUAACAGCUAGAGACCACUGCUUGCCUGAAAGGGCAAUCUUAAAUUUGGUGCAGCAAAAAAAAAAAAAAAAAAAAAAAAAAAGGUAAACAACAUUUGAAGGCCUGCAGUGUGUAUAGAGAAAACCUCAUCACAAGAUCAUAAGUGUUACAGUUUUAAGGAAUCAAGAUAUUCUAUUUAAUUAAAGUUAUAGUAGAUGUAGUCAAUUAAACCUGAUUUCAGAGCUCAAAGAAGCUGAGCAAAACAGGGAAAGAUUGUUAUAUUUGUCUUUAUGAAAUUGAGAUGGAAUUUGCUAUGCAGAAUUGAGGUUUGCAGCUUCACUGUUCAUCCUAGGGUGCAUGACAAGAUCCCUUCUCUUGAGAAAGGAAAAAAUUGAUCACCCUAGCUGCAGCGAUGCGUUGAAACCUAUUUGUAUCCACACUAGUCAAUCGAAGCUAAAGGAUUUUCUCUUUUGUUUCUUUAGGGUUUUAUUGAAGGGGCUAGGGGCGGGAAGGGAUUCUUUUCAGUUUUGUAUAAAAACAAAGUUUACUCAUGCUUUAUAUUAUAUUGUGAUUGCAAGCAUUAUAAGCGUGUGCCACUGGACUCCUAUUGUUGAUGCUCUAGGUAAUGGAGGCCUGUGGUGAAUUUUACGGUGACUUGGGCAUGUCUUAUUCAAAAACAAAAACACACAACUCAGAAACCUUUCUGCAGCAUACCAAGGCAAGCAGCCAUUUCAUGACUCACUUAACACAUUGCAGUGUACCAGUUUACAGAUGAUUUUUCCCUUUUUGCGUGACAUAGCGGUUCCAACCCACAGAGAAUUCCUUAUUUGUAAAUUGGAAGUUUUUACUAUGCCUUACAGAGCUUAAAUUCAAAAGUUUGUGCCUCAUAUCUGAAACAAAGGGAAAUAACACACCCAUUGAAAAGUAAAUAAAUCCCCUAGAAGUUGUUUUGUUUUGUUUUUAACUUUUCCAUGUAAGAGCUCUGUUGAAUGUCAUGAACAGACUGGGGAAAAAGAAAUCUUAUGAACCUGCACAUGUUGUUUACUAGCAGAUGACAUCCACAAAAGGUAUUUGAAGAACACCUGAAACUUGUAUUUUUUUUUUUUCCGUAGGUUAACUAGCAGGCCUAAUAUUUUAAAAAGAUAAUUCAGCUAAAGGGCAAUUUACUUUUUGUACUUUAUACUAUCUUGAUUGUUAAGGUGUACGAACUGUAAUUUUAAAAUUUAUACUGCCACAUGAUUGUAAAUUUUAGUUGUCUUAAGUUAGGAAUUGGUGAAAAGCUAUUUACUCUGGAUUUGGGUCAAAAUGACUUUAUUAUUUGCAAAAAAUAAAUAAAUAAAUAAAUAAAUAAUGGGAAGAAAGGGCUGCAUAAUACGAUACUGCAAGACUCAGAUAUUGGUUGGAAACUCCCCUCAAAUCACCUUCAGAUCACCCUCGGUCUCCCUUUGUUUUCAGUUUCUCAAAAAGAAUGAAGUAUAGCAGAAUGUUAACCCAUCUAAAAAUAAAGUGUACCCAAAUAUUGUAAUGUAUAUUGCUGCUCUUCUUAAAAUUAAAUAAGGGUUUAAAAUCACUUAAUUGGUAAUUAACAACAUCUCAAUUGGUACAAAUAAGGUGUGCUUGGUAUACAUUCAUGUUUUCUUCCAAAGAUAUAUCUUUGGUUAGAAACACACACAAAAUUAAAACUAGUAAUGUUGUAUAUCUAUCUCGACAUAUUUCCAGCAUAUGUAGCGUUAAUAGAUCUAUCCUGGUAACUGUGUCCUUGGGAUUUCAUUUUGGUUCCAUCAAGUUAGGAAAAGAAGUGGCUUAGCUGUACACGAUUAACCAGAGAUUUUUGGAGCCAGACACCUGCUGUUUAGUAGAUUACUUAGUACAGAGUCUAAACUUGUCAUUUGUUUCUCUCACAGAAUAACAAACCAUUUUCUGCUGUCUUACCAACUACCACUGCCCUCUCAUAACACUCUUGCCUCUAGAAUCGUAUGUUCAAAGUCUGCGUACACACCUAGCACAGAGUAGGUGCUCAGAUAUUAAUUUCCUUACCUUCUUUAUCUCCCAUGUAUCUGCCGUUUCCCCAUAUAAUUCCAACCCGGUAGUAAAUGACAUUUACAUAUUAUGAAAACAUCUAUUGGAUAAAAUUGGAUCUUACUUGGAUAAAGGAAUCCUGACUUUCAUAUGAGCUUUUGAAAGACAGAAAAAAAUAACAGGGAGGAAGGUAUUCUUCAGUAGAAUAUUUUCAAGUUUUAAGAAAGAAAGAUGAAAAAUAACUAUGUAACUUUGUCCAGGUUACUUUGACGGAAACACACGUUUUUGGUAGAUUUCUUUUCCUCAAAGAACUCUCUAAAUGCAACUUCUUGCUGGAUUCCUUACCCAUCAUCAUGUUGGAAACCUUUAUUAGACCUAUGUAUUUAGGGAGUUUUGUCAGAAAACAUUUUUAACUUGCAGUAUUUAAAAGAAUCAUAUUUAUGUUCUUAAAAUGUCAUUCAAAUGCAUGUAUUGUCUAUUGUUUGGGGAUGGGGACUAGUUUUGCAAAAAACACCUAAUGUUGUAUAAUAAUGCCCCAAUGAUCUUGCUGGUUAAAAAUACAGUAUUUUUGGCCAUAA
This is a messenger RNA of Cynocephalus volans (Philippine flying lemur), 6396 nucleotides long. RefSeq names its product guanine nucleotide-binding protein G(q) subunit alpha. The transcript is spliced from 8 exons. NCBI's taxonomy places the organism in Eukaryota, Metazoa, Chordata, Mammalia, Dermoptera, Cynocephalidae. The coding region runs from base 129 to 1256 and encodes 375 amino acids. Gene Ontology annotation, cellular component: heterotrimeric G-protein complex. Gene Ontology annotation, biological process: glutamate receptor signaling pathway; phospholipase C-activating dopamine receptor signaling pathway; adenylate cyclase-activating G protein-coupled receptor signaling pathway. The record is from RefSeq and is a predicted model, not a curated record. Gene Ontology annotation, molecular function: G-protein beta/gamma-subunit complex binding; GTPase activator activity; G protein-coupled receptor binding.